AUGGCUGCCGCGGCCGCGUCUACAUACAAGGACCGGCAAUUCCUCGCCGUCAUUGGCGAUGAAGAUUCCGUGACUGGCCUCCUUCUCGCUGGUAUCGGGCACGUAACCGAUCCUCCCGAUGCCCAGCGCAACUUCCUAGUCGUCGAUGCCAAGACAGAGAAUUCCGAGAUCGAGCGGGCAUUCAAGAGCUUCACCGAGGAACGAAAGGACAUCGCUAUAGUCUUGAUCAACCAACAUAUUGCUGAGCGUAUUCGCCACAGCGUGGAUACCUUUACCGACCCAUUCCCUGCCGUCCUCGAAAUACCUAGCAAAGAUCACCCCUACGACCCCGAGAAAGACAGUGUGUUGAAGCGUGUUCGGCGGUUGUUUGGCGAGUAA
Molecule: messenger RNA, 378 nt
Organism: Penicillium waksmanii
Lineage: Eukaryota; Fungi; Ascomycota; Eurotiomycetes; Eurotiales; Aspergillaceae
Product: H(+)-transporting V1 sector ATPase subunit F
Exons: 5
Coding region: 1-378 (125 amino acids)
Biological process (GO): proton transmembrane transport
Cellular component (GO): fungal-type vacuole membrane; proton-transporting V-type ATPase, V1 domain
Molecular function (GO): proton-transporting ATPase activity, rotational mechanism
Source: RefSeq, a predicted model, not a curated record